AACGUUCCUCUCAGAAUGAUCUCUCUCUGGUUGUUCGUCGGUUUCGUCUCUCUCUGCUGCCGUCAAGCGACGACGAAGAGCACCGGGGACGACAUCCAACCAGCAGUUCAACUAUCAGGAAAAAGUAGAUGGAAUCUGGUCAAGGACAAGCACCAACACGCCGAGAAGAGUUUCAUAAAGCCACUAGAGAAGAAACCUACACUCGAACGUGUCAGCACCGUCAUAUCGCAAUCCCAAAGUUUGGGAAAGAUACCCAAAGUUGAUCAAAGGAGCAAACCGAGACUGCCGAGCAUAAACGCAAAUCGUCAGGCAAACACCUCUCGAUCCGUUUUUACCAUGGAGACCGUUUGCUCUCCGGAACGCUACAUUGUCAGAUUGCGGCACGGCAACUGCACGCGCAUCGUCGAAACGACGAUGUGCUACGGUUUUUGCAAGAGUUACACUCUUCCCGUCUCUCAGGCGUUUCAUUCGGCGGCAACGGCACGGCACAGCCUCGCCAACGCGUGUCAGUGCUGCACGGCACGGUUGGGCGCGACGAGGGCCGCACCUCACGACGUGACGUGUGACAUUGGUGGAGAGCAGAGCAAAAAGACCUUCUACGUUCCGAUUGCGAAGACAUGCGAGUGCAGACAGUGCGUCGUCAACUACUAAUCCACGAGCAAAACGAACGUCAGAGAGGACGGGACCAAAAAUCUUAUCAAAGUUGGUGAAAAAAUUUCUGCAAACUUAGCUUUCAUAUUCUUUAGUAUGUAUUGUCUGGAUAUAUUUAAUGGUUGAACAGUUUUAGUGAGAACGUUAAAAUUCAAGUAAAUGCAAGUAACUCUGUAUGUAUAACCGAUUCAGAGAGUUACCAUUCGAUUGUUUGACCACCGGUCGAUUCCAAUUAUAAGCAAUCAC
Messenger RNA from Corticium candelabrum, 897 nucleotides. RefSeq lists its product as uncharacterized. NCBI's taxonomy places the organism in Eukaryota, Metazoa, Porifera, Homoscleromorpha, Homosclerophorida, Plakinidae. The transcript is spliced from 2 exons. The record is from RefSeq and is a predicted model, not a curated record. The coding region runs from base 16 to 651 and encodes 211 amino acids.